AUGCCGAAUGUUUUUGCAGAUAACAAACAACUUUUCGUGGAUACAUUACCAAUAGAAUAUUUAAGAACAUAUAAAAAAGAGAACAUUGAAUCAACGAGGAUAUGUUUUAAGCGUCGUGUUAAAAAAUCCUGUGAUCCUGAGUCCAAGAAGUAUCUGGUUCGUCACUUAAGGUUAAAGCGAGAGCCGCUGUUUACAACUACUAUGAACGGGAGGCCUGUACUUCAAAUCGGUUGCUAUCGGUAUUACAGGAACAACCGAUCUCACGGCAGAAAGGCUACUUGGUUCUGCUAUAAGAACGCUCGCAUUCUCACGACGAAGCGUGGAAAACCUUUGCUACAAAUCCAAGGCUUCAGAUUCAAUUGCAAACACAAGACUGGUCCGAAAACUUACUGGUCAUGUAAUAAAGCUCCUCUGGGAUGUAGCCUUUCGUGUUUUACGUACAAGCUAGAAUUUGAAGGCAAUCAUUACACAAGGGCUUACACGAACAAAGAUAAGAGUACGACGUGGCGCUGCAUCAAAAAGAACAGCGGGUGUAAAGCUUAUAUAAAAACAUAUAAAGAUCAAGUCAUAUAUGAGAAAAAUGUUCACAAUCAUGUUGAUAUUGAAAUUAAUUAUAUAGAUAAAUGUUGA
This is a messenger RNA of Danaus chrysippus (African queen), 630 nucleotides long. Lineage: Eukaryota; Metazoa; Arthropoda; Insecta; Lepidoptera; Nymphalidae. The record is from the annotation of a GenBank genome assembly.